AUGAAUGAACAGUUUGCAGCGGCAAAGAAAGCAAUCGAUGAACAAGUUUCUGAAGUCUUGCAAGACUAUCAGUCGCGAUUGAAUCAGAAAAAGGGUGAGAUUGAGAGCGUGUUCAAUCAAAUCCAGGAAGUGCAGAAGUCAACGGAGGAGCUUCGGAGAGCGCAGGAAAAACUUGAGAGUGAAUGCUCUGCACAAGAAGAGAAAGUGCACGACGAACAGAACGAGGAGGAGGGUCAAGCCAUCAAAGCGAAGAUUUUGGAAAUGGAGGAGCAGAUUACAACUCGUGAGUGUUUGACAUGCUCACGUCUCCUCGUUGUAGCUGACGUCUGCGCUCAAGGCACCCAGAGGAUCGAAGCGAUGGAAGCUGAGAUCAAGUUGCUCGAAGGGAACAAGGAAGAGAGCGAGCAGAAGGCUUCACAGCUGCAAGAGGAAGUUAGAGGGCUGAAGAGGAGCUACGAAGACAUGUGCUCCUCCUCCUCCUCCGCCGAGAAGCGGAUCCGAGAGGAGCACGAGAAGCAGCACUCGCAGUUGAGAGAGAACAUCGAGAAGAUUACAGGGAAGAAGGGGAUCGAAGGCUUGCAGAGGAGGCAGGAACAGCUCUUGACAAGCAUGACCUCGUUCCUUCAGCAGAGCGAAGCAAAUUCCAACGAGAUGUCAGUGAUGACUCAGCUACUCUCCAAGCGCUUCCGCUCCUCCUCCUCCAAAGUCUCCGCUACCCCGGACCAAAUCAGCGUCGAGCCCUGA
Molecule: messenger RNA, 744 nt
Organism: Guillardia theta CCMP2712
Lineage: Eukaryota; Cryptophyceae; Pyrenomonadales; Geminigeraceae
Exons: 4
Coding region: 1-744 (247 amino acids)
Source: RefSeq, a predicted model, not a curated record